GCAACUCAGCCGACAGCUGGAUGAUUGUUCCCAAUAUCAAACAAAACCACUACACAGUGCACGGGUUACAGAGUGGCACUAAGUACAUCUUCAUUGUUAAGGCCAUUAAUCAGGCGGGCAGCAGGAGCAGUGAGCCCGGCAAGCUCAAGACAAACAGUCAGCCAUUUAAACUGGACCCCAAGUCUGCUCAUAGAAAAUUGAAAGUGUCUCAUGAUAACUUGACAGUGGAACGUGAUGAAACAUCCUCCAAGAAGAGCCACACACCGGAGCGAUUCACAAGCCAAGGGAGCUAUGGAGUAGCUGGCAAUGUGUUCAUUGACAGUGGGCGGCACUACUGGGAAGUGGUUAUAAGUGGGAGUACGUGGUAUGCCAUUGGUAUUUCUUACAAGUCAGCCCCAAAGCAUGAGUGGAUUGGGAAGAACUCUGCCUCCUGGGUGCUUUGCCGCUGCAAUAACACGUGGGUGGUGCGGCACAACAGCAAAGAAAUCCCCAUUGAGCCUGCGCCUCACCUCCGGCGGGUCGGGAUCUUGCUGGACUAUGACAACGGUUCCCUUGCUUUUUAUGAUGCUUUGAACUCCCUACACCUUUACACUUUUGACAUUACAUUUGGGCAGCCGGUGUGCCCCACGUUCACUGUGUGGAACAAGUGUUUGACCAUUAUAACUGGCUUGCCUAUCCCUGACCAUCUAGACUCUUCUGAGCAGCUCGCAUGACUGCUAAAAGUCAAAAGGUAGGACAAUGUGUCUUCCCAGGUUGGCCAGGCAGCUGCCCACAGGAGCUUGCCCAGAGCUGGUGGACCACACGACAUCCUGGCCAACACUGCCAAAUCUGGCCUGAACUGGAAAGGGGAGAAUUUCUCCUUACUGUGUACUUUGUAUGGAAGGACAAGAAGUGGCUUUAAUAAUGUCUUUGGACUUUCUUUUGCAGUUGUUUUUGGUUGGUUGGUUUUGUAUUUAGUCUCUUACAG
Messenger RNA from Mesitornis unicolor (brown roatelo), 967 nucleotides. Its product is annotated as E3 ubiquitin-protein ligase Midline-1-like. The record is from RefSeq and is a predicted model, not a curated record. NCBI's taxonomy places the organism in Eukaryota, Metazoa, Chordata, Aves, Mesitornithiformes, Mesitornithidae. The coding region runs from base 21 to 713 and encodes 230 amino acids. The transcript is spliced from 3 exons. Gene Ontology annotation, molecular function: protein binding.